AUGGUAUUCCAGGCUUUUCCCGGCGGCAGCGGCGGCAUGGCAAGCUCCCACGACCCCGGGUUCCGCGGUUCCUGGUUCGCCGGCACCGUCGUCCGCCGCGAGGCGAAGAACACCAAUCGUUACGUAGUCGAGUACGACCAGCUCUACGAGGACGAAUCUGGGGAGAAGCUGCUGCAAGAAACCCUCAAUUGGAUCCAAUUGCGUCCGCCGCCGCCGCCUCCCGAGAAGAAGAAGGUCCAGUUAAAGUUUGGCGACGAAGUGGAGGCUUUCCACAGCGACGGCUGGUGGGAAGGGGCUAUUACUGCGGAGCACUCCGGCGGCAAAUUCGUGGUGUUCUUCAGAGGCUCAAAGGAGCAGAUUGUAUUUGAAGAGAAAGAUUUGAGGUUGCCUGUUCAGUGGGUUAAAGGGAAGUGGGAGCCGCGAUUCGAACAGUUCACUCAAGGAAUGCAAGUCGAGGUGCUAACUGACGAAGACGGUUUGAAAGGUGCUUGGUUUGCUGCAACAAUUAUUGAACCUUCGGGUGAAGACAAGUACCUUAUUGAGUACAAAACCCUGAGGAAUGAUGAUGAUACUGAGUUUCUCAGAGAAGACAUUCGUGCUUGCAACAUAAGGCCUUGUCCGCCGGAGAUCAUUGUUGUGGAUGGAUUCAAGGUGAUGGAUGAAGUAGAUGCUUACUACAAUGAGGGCUGGUGGGUUGGCGUGAUUGCAAAGGUUCGUUCUUCUGCUUAG
Molecule: messenger RNA, 729 nt
Organism: Linum tenue
Lineage: Eukaryota; Viridiplantae; Streptophyta; Magnoliopsida; Malpighiales; Linaceae
Source: the annotation of a GenBank genome assembly